AUUUUCGUUGCUCUCUAGCGGCAUAGCGGACUUAAGGGAUCGUCAUGGCUUGGAGGUUCCUGAGCAAUUUCCCAUGGGAAUUGGAUCCUGAUUUGUAUGGAGACAAACAUUACAAUCCUUUCACCCGUGAAUUCUAUCCCAGCUUAGAAGAUAUCGUGGGAACUCAUGUUGCUGGGUUGACUGAUGAAGACAUAGAUUCAGCUGUCUUAUUUGGAAGUUUGCGAGGCAAUGUGGUUGGAUUACGGUACUAUACAGGGGUGGUCAAUAAUAAUGAAAUGGUUGCACUUCAGAGAGAGCCUAAUAACCCAUAUGACAAAAAUGCUGUAAAAGUAAACAAUGUGAAUGGAGAUCAGGUAGGACACAUCAAAAAAGAGCUGGCAGCAUCUUUGGCACACAUCAUGGACAACAAGUUGGCAGUGGUUGAAGGGGUUGUACCUUAUGGAGCAAAUAAUGCUUUCACUAUGCCAGUACAGUUGAGUUUUUGGGGAAGAGAGGAAAAUAAGCAAUUGGUUCUGAAUCAACUAAAAAAGCAUGGAUUUAAGUUAGGUCCUCCAGGAAAAUCUUCAGAACUUGAUUUUGGGACUAGCUUGACAUCUGGCAAAUCUGGAACAAGUUACAGUGCUCCAGUCCAUGUUGCUGUACAAAUGACAACUGAACAGCUUAAAACUGAAUUUGACAAACUCUUUGAAGACCUGAAGGAAGAUGAUAAAACUCGUGAAGUGGAAGCAGCAGAGGCAGUGUUGACUCCAUUAUUUCCACAUCAGAAGCAAGCUUUAGCUUGGAUGAUUUCACGUGAGAACAACAAGGAAUUGCCUCCAUUUUGGGAAGAGAGGAAAAACUACUUCUACAAUACAAUUACAAAUUUUGCCGAAAAAAAGCGACCAGAAAAUGUGCUUGGGGGAAUAUUGGCAGAUGAUAUGGGAUUGGGUAAAACACUUACUAUGAUUGCAGUGAUUCUUACCAACUUUCAUGAUGGCAAAUCUCUUCCUCUGGAAAAGAAAAAUGAUCAGAAAUGCGUUCCUGCUGUGAAAAAUGACUUAAAAGCAUCAAAAUGCAGCUUGCAGCCAAACAGUUCUAAUACAGAGGAGGAAAGGGAUUCUCUUCCAUCUCAGUCAUCUAGGUCUUGCCCUAAAAGAAAUGUGGGAAAGAAGCCGAAGUAUACAGUAAGCAGUGACUCAGAAGCUGAAGAGCAGAAAGCACAAAACACAAAAACUAAAGUGCAAAAAACGAAAGCGGCAGCAAGAAAAAGAAGGAAAGCAGCUUCUUCAGACAUUCAGGAAGAUACAACAUUUGCUUCUGCUCUUGAGGAACCGGCUGUUUCUUCAAAAAAGGCAAAGAAAAAAGGUGUUGCAACUGUACAGCAUAAGCAAAGUGAAGAUGACAAGAAUCUAAGAGCAACAUUGAUCAUUUGUCCGCUUUCAGUCCUAAGCAACUGGAUUGACCAGUUUGAGCAACAUGUCGAUCCAGGUGUUCAGUUGAACACUUACGUGUAUUAUGGCUCAGAGCGCAGCAAAGAUCCAGCAAUGCUUUCAAGACAGGAUGUUGUAUUAACAACGUACAAUGUUUUAGCUACUGACUAUGGAGCCAAAGGUAAUAGUCCUUUACACAAAAUAAAGUGGCUGAGGGUGGUGUUGGAUGAAGGACACACAGUACGAAAUCCAAAUGCUCAACAAACAAAAGCUGUCUUAGACUUAAAUUCGCAGAGAAGAUGGAUUCUGACAGGUACACCUAUUCAGAAUUCCUUAAAGGAUCUGUGGUCUCUUCUUUCCUUUUUAAAGCUGAAGCCUUUUACAGAUAGAGAGUGGUGGCACAGAACAAUCCAGCGUCCUGUCACUAUGGGAGAUCAAGGAGGACUUAAGCGUUUACAAUCCCUGAUUAAGAGCAUUACACUUCGAAGAACUAAAACAAGCAAAGUUAAAGGGAAGCCAGUUUUGAAGCUCCCAGAACGCAAAGUAUUUAUUCAGCAUAUUACACUUACAGAUGAAGAGCGCCUAAUCUAUCACUCUGUGAAAGAUGAAAGCAUAGCUGCUAUUAGCAGGUACUUCAGUGAGGGAACUGUUUUGACCCACUAUGCAGAUGUUCUUGGUGCUUUGCUCCGAUUGAGACAGUUGUGCUGUCACCCACGUCUCUGUACAAGUGCAUCUUCAUCCAACUGUGAAGAAGAUAAUAGUACUCCUGAAGAACUGCGUGAGAAAUUAAUAGAGAAGAUGAAGUUAAUUCUAAGCUCUGGAUCAGAUGAAGAAUGUGCUAUUUGCUUAGAGUCCCUAAAUGUUCCUGUGAUAACACAUUGUGCUCACGUGUACUGCAAACCAUGUAUCUGUGAAGUCAUUCAAAGGGAGAAGCCAAAUGCCAAGUGUCCUCUUUGCAGGAAAGAAGUUGGAUUAGAACAUUUAGUAGAAUGUCCUUUAGAAGAACCUGAUAAUGGGAAAAAGGCUGACCAAGAAUGGGUAUCUAGUUCAAAGAUCAGUGCACUAAUGCAUGCAUUGUUAGAACUCAGGAAGCAAAAUCCGGCUAUUAAGAGUUUAAUUGUUUCUCAGUUCACAAAAUUCCUGUCUCUAAUAGAGAUUCCACUAAAGGAAUCUGGUUUUGCAUUUGCUCGCUUAGAUGGGUCCAUGACACGCAAAAAAAGAGUAGAGGCAAUUCAGCAGUUCCAAAGCAAUGAAGCUGGAUCUCCAACUAUAAUGCUGUUAUCUCUAAAAGCUGGUGGUGUUGGUUUGAAUCUAACAGCAGCUUCACGGGUGUUUUUAAUGGAUCCAGCUUGGAAUCCUGCUGCAGAGGAUCAGUGUUUUGACAGAUGUCACAGACUUGGGCAGAAGCAGGAUGUUAUCAUCACCAAGUUCAUUGUGAAGAACUCUGUGGAAGAAAAUAUGCUGAAAAUCCAGAAGAAGAAGAGAGAACUUGCCGCUGGAGCCUUUGGAACCAAAAAACUUUCUUCUGGUGAAACAAAAAUGAAUGAAAUUAAGACCUUGAUGGAUUUGUAAUUAGUGAUGUUAGAACUGCUCCUAACUUAGGCUGAGUUUGAUUUGAUAGUACUGUUAAGUCAGCAUGUAUAUCCAGGACUUCUGCAUUAUGACUUCGAAAGCAUGGCUAAAACUUUUCUUUAUGCCCAAAUUCUUCUAAUGCACCCUUACAAAAAAAAUCUCAAAAUGUGUUUGUUAUGAAGACAAUCUAGGCAUCCUUCAAAUCAAGGAAUACUAAGAGUAUAGAGCAACUACCUUUCUAACUAACAGUAUCCCAUAUAAUUUGUUGAGCAAAUUAUCAACAGCAACAUGCUUUUGUUCUCUGCAAUGAUUACCAGUUAGAGAAUCUCAUUUCUGUAUUUCUGCAGUUGUCUAUAACAAUAGCAAAGCUUAAAAGGAAGAUGUGCAUAGUAUAGGACCAAAAUUAAGUUCUUGAUUUUUCACGCUCAAUUGUUUGCAUCAAGUUUAAAAGUAUAAUAUGGUAUUAUAUCCUCCCAGGUUUUAGUUCAUAGCAGGCUGCUAACUUCAUGAUUUUAUGACUUCUAAACUAGUGUACUGGAGUUUAAUGUCUAAGAGUACAUUGAGUUGUCCGAUACCUUAUAGCUAGGAAACGGAAUUUGUAAGAGGCCAUUGCCCUAUGCAGGCAUUCAGAGAACACAUGUGGGCAUAAAGCAGGGAGGAUGUGCACAUAGCAGCAUGUGAAAAUGUCUAAAGGAUUCUAAACCCAUUCAGAUACAUUUGGCUUACCCUCUUGCCCUUCAGACAUUUCCACACUUAAUGUGGGCUGUGUGUGGGUUGGGGAUCUUCUUCCAGCACAGGGCUCAUGUUUAUUAGAAAUCAAGUAAACAUUUGUCUGAGUUCAUACUCUGCCUCAGUUCUCCUACCGUUAGUAAUCAUACAUUGCUCAAAAUAGUAAAAACUCAGUCAUUUAGUGUCAGUUUUAUUUCUAGGUAAAUAAAAUUAUGGUUGAUGCAGACGUUUUCCUGUCCUCUUUAACUAG
Messenger RNA from Elgaria multicarinata webbii, 3960 nucleotides. It is a transcript of the gene HLTF, whose product is annotated as helicase like transcription factor. The coding region runs from base 45 to 2981 and encodes 978 amino acids. The transcript has 25 exons. Gene Ontology annotation, biological process: DNA repair. Gene Ontology annotation, molecular function: ATP-dependent chromatin remodeler activity; hydrolase activity, acting on acid anhydrides, in phosphorus-containing anhydrides; nucleic acid binding. Gene Ontology annotation, cellular component: nucleus. The record is from RefSeq and is a predicted model, not a curated record. Lineage: Eukaryota; Metazoa; Chordata; Lepidosauria; Squamata; Anguidae.